Salvelinus sp. IW2-2015 is the source of this 2067-nucleotide messenger RNA. RefSeq names its product mgat4 family member C (gene mgat4c). Gene Ontology annotation, molecular function: acetylglucosaminyltransferase activity. The record is from RefSeq and is a predicted model, not a curated record. NCBI's taxonomy places the organism in Eukaryota, Metazoa, Chordata, Actinopteri, Salmoniformes, Salmonidae. Gene Ontology annotation, biological process: protein N-linked glycosylation.
CUGGGCGCGUUAAGCAUCACUGGUCCAUGCGCUGCCUUCAGUCUCCUCGCAGUCGAAGGGAGGAGAGCGAGACAAUACGCAGCACCUCCAUACACGUAGUGAUGCAACUGUUGUAUUACGGUUUCAUAUAUUGUAUAUUUCUAGAAUUCCUUCUUCUUAGAGGGAAGAGAACCCUUAGACACUCGGGACAGGUCGAUCGGCGCUUCUACGGCAGCAAAGAAUUCACGAGCUGAAGACUGACUGUAGCAGAGUUGUAGGGCUACCGUAAAGCGAGCACUCGACGGUUUCAUUAGAUGCGUUUUCAGAAACGACGACAUUAUGUUUUGACCAUCGACACUUUGACCUGUGAGAGAGAGGAGAGUCCUAUAAUGGCCCAUAGGAUAAGCAGUAAAAAAACAACUGAGGAGCAUUUGUUUGUGGAUCCAGUCCAUGUCAACCGUCAGAGCAACCAGACAUCUUCCCACUAACACAUCUGACUUCUGCUCAAAGAUCCCAGUGAGUGGCUCCAUCAUGAGGCUGGUGUGGAAGUCCCUGGACAAGAUGAGGUGCUUCCGUAAACGCUCCACCAUUCCAUUCCUGGGGGUCCUGAUCACCUGUCUACUCUUCCUCAACCUGUACAUGGAGGAUGGAUACGUCCUGGAGGAGGAUAAAAGACCGCUGAGAGAGACAUCAAUUCAUCCUUCAAACUCUGAGAGAUAUGUUCACACCUUCAGAGACCUCACUAAUUUCUCGGGAACCAUAAACGUCACAUAUCGUUACCUCGCUGGGAACCCACUGCCCCGAAAGAAAUAUCUUACAAUUGGAUUGUCAUCCGUGAAAAGAAAAAGAGGGAAUUACCUCAUGGAGACGAUCAAAUCAAUUUUUGACCAGUCCAGUUAUGAGGAGCUGAAAGAGAUUGUGGUGGUGGUCCACCUGGCAGACUUUGACCUGGCCUGGUGUGAAAACCUGGUGCAGGACAUCUCCAGGAAGUUUGCCCACCACAUCAUCGCUGGGCAUCUCCUUGUGAUCCAUGCCCCUGAGGAGUACUAUCCAUCACUGGAUGGGCUAAAAAGGAACUACAAYGACCCAGAGGACAGGGUACGAUUCCGCUCCAAGCAGAACGUCGACUACGCCUUUCUCCUCAACUUCUGCACCAACCUCUCUGAUUUCUACAUGAUGCUGGAGGAUGAUGUCCGCUGCUCACGGAACUUUCUGACAUCCCUGAAGAAGGUGGUCACCUCCAGGGAAGGCUCCUACUGGGUGAUGCUGGAGUUCUCCAAGCUUGGCUACAUAGGGAAGCUCUACCACUCAAGAGACUUGCCACGCCUGGCCCACUUCCUGCUCAUGUUCUACCAGGAGAUGCCCUGUGACUGGCUCCUCAUUCACUUCCGGGACCUGCUUGCCCAGAAAGACGUGAUCCGCUUCAAGCCCUCCUUGUUCCAGCACAUGGGCUACUACUCCUCAUAUAAAGGGGCAGAGAACAAGUUGAAGGAUGAUGACUUUGAAGAAGACUCAAUUGAUAUCCCUGACAACCCUCCUGCUAGCUUAUACACAAACAUUCAUGUAUUUGAAAACUAUGACGCCACCAAGGCUUAUAGCAGUGUGGAUGAAUACUUUUGGGGGAAACCCCCCUCUACCGGAGAUUUCUUUGUUAUAGUCUUUAACAAAUCAACUAAAAUAAGCAAAAUCAAAAUCGUGACAGGAACGGACGAUCGUCAGAACGAUAUCCUGCACCAUGGAGCUCUGGAAGUAGGAGAGAAGCUGGUGGGGACAAAGAGGGGAAGGCAGUGUUCUUCCUACAUCACGUUAGGGGACUUUAAAUAUGGCAACAUUGAGGUUCAAGACGUGGACCACAAGAUUGCCUUUGACAUUGAGUGUGUUCGUAUUGUGGUGACUGCCAGUCAGAAAGAAUGGCUGAUCAUUAGGAGUAUAAGCUUGUGGACUACACAACCUCCCAAUCAAUGAGGACAAUACAAAAACAGUUGGUUUAGACAACAGUUGGUUUAGUAAUUCAUUUGACAGUGUAUUUAUUUAUGUACUUAUUUAUAUAUUCAUUUAUACAUUUUUGCAUUUAUUUUGUAAUUUAUU